Medioppia subpectinata is the source of this 848-nucleotide messenger RNA. Lineage: Eukaryota; Metazoa; Arthropoda; Arachnida; Sarcoptiformes; Oppiidae. The record is from the annotation of a GenBank genome assembly.
AAUUUUGCGAUCAAAACAAUUUCGAUAAUAAUAUGUGCGGAGAAAGCGGUGGAUCUGAGACUGCAUUUCUGGCGGUUAUACUCUUAUGUAUAGCGAGUGUUUUCUAUGGCAUCGGUUACGUUGCCUUCUAUAUCAUUGCCAUCCCGUUUAUGGACGACUCGGUCCGCAAGAAGAACUCUCCCCUAUAUUUAAGUCUGGCGGGUGCUCUCCGUCUUUGUGGUCCGACCUCUGUGGAUCCGGGAAUAGAGCGAACAGACCCCCGUUGGAUAGGAGCAUGGUGGAUUGGCUUCAUAGUGAUUGGCACUGCAUUUAUAACACAUUAUGUAUUGACAGAUAUUUGGAUGCGAAUAAAACGGUUGUUAAAGAAUCCGAUUUAUAUUUGCUAUACAUUGGGAACGACGACCCGAUUGUUUGCAGUUCUCGGUUAUCUCACAUUCAAAUCGAAAUAUAUUGAAUCUGAAUAUAAAACCUCCGCCUCCACCGCCAACUUAUUUUCUGGAAUAAUAGGUGUAAUCCCGACGGCAACGGGUAUAUUCCUGGGCGGACUAUUCAUCCGUAAAUUUCUUCCCGGACCCCGACUUCUCACUUCUCUCAUAACAAUUGUUGAAUUGUUUGCAGUAAUGGGUAUGUUAUCCGCCCUUUUCCUCGGCUGUCCUCAAUCACAGUUUGCCGGCACUCAUCACAACUCACGUUUUGAUAUGCAGUCGAUGUGUAACGACAACUGUUUUUGUUCGGAAACCAAAUUCCAGCCGAUUUGUGGUCCGGACAACAAAACCAAUUACUUCUCUCCAUGUUUUGCCGGCUGUAAUUUGAGAUGCAGUCGAUGUGUAACGACAACUAAUAGUAAA